ACUGCACGGCCUAUUGUGAUAAGGGAAAACAAUACCGGUCCUCGGUAUGCGGCGACGCACCCUGCAGAGAAGAUCAGAACCAGUUUGUGAGGGAGGAGCGAGACUGCAACACCUGGAACAGGACCGAGUGUCCUAGUCCGUGCCUGACCAAGAAUUGUCCAGAAUAUGCCAUCUGCGAGGACAAGUCAGACAACGUGGAGCCCAAGGCCGUCUGCAAGUGCACAAUGGGCUACGAGAUGAAUAAGGCAAAGUCCUUCUGUCUCCGUCCGCCGCCGACCACGCCAACCCCUCGGCCCAUCCCCACCCUGGCGCCCGAGGAGAAGACGGUGGCCGUGGUGGUCAGCAAGACGGCCUCCACCGUGCUCAUCAUCUUCGUCGGGCUGACGCUGACGCUGUUCCUGCUGCUGAGAAUUUUGACCCCGGACCGCGUGAUCCAGAUGAACAUGGAGAUCGCCAUCAUCUCGGCCCACAUCUUCCUCAUGUUCCCGCCGGGGAUCGUGGACUUGCCGACGCUCUGUCGCUUCGUGUCAAUCCUCGUCCACUUCUUCUUUACGGCCUGCUUCAUGUUCAUGAUGCUGGAGUCGCUGCACAUGUACUCCCUCGUCGCCUACGUGGUGAAAAAGGACGGGCUCUUCACGCGUCUGCAGAACACCUUGAUCGGCUGGGGCCUGUCCAUCUUCAUCGUGCUGGUCACCAUGUGCUUUGAGUACGAGAACUACGGCGGCGUCUACCACUGCUGGCUGCAACUGGACAAGCCGCUCUGCACCGGCCAGUACAUCCCCAUCAUCGCCAUCAUGAUCAUCACGUUCACGCUGAUCGAGGCGGCCGGCGCGGCGGAGUAUGCGCCGCUCAAAGACGUGGACAAAUCGCAGCGGCUGUCGGCGCGUAUAUCUCAGCGCUCCAACUUGGCCAUAAUGCCGCUGGUGUUCGCCUCCUGGGUGGUCGGCAUGCUCAGCGAGUACGAACAGGAUCUGGCACUGUAUGGCACGUUCGGCGUACUCAACGCCGUUGUCGGUGUCGUCAUCUUCUUCUUUCACUCCACCGGCAACCAGCAGGUGCGGGCCAAGCUGGUGAAAAUGGCCCAGAUGAUGAAGAGGCGCCGCCGCCGCUGAGCCCGCAGCCAGCCGGGCGCCCCAGAUCGAGCGCGAGCUGAGGCCGUGCGCUGAGCGCGAGCCCAGCCUGCCCCGA
Messenger RNA from Pollicipes pollicipes, 1188 nucleotides. Its product is annotated as adhesion G-protein coupled receptor D1-like. Lineage: Eukaryota; Metazoa; Arthropoda; Thecostraca; Pollicipedomorpha; Pollicipedidae. Gene Ontology annotation, molecular function: G protein-coupled receptor activity. Gene Ontology annotation, biological process: G protein-coupled receptor signaling pathway; cell surface receptor signaling pathway. Gene Ontology annotation, cellular component: plasma membrane. Bases 225 to 1112 code for a protein of 295 amino acids. The record is from RefSeq and is a predicted model, not a curated record. The transcript is spliced from 8 exons.